Molecule: messenger RNA, 1327 nt
Organism: Strongylus vulgaris
Lineage: Eukaryota; Metazoa; Nematoda; Chromadorea; Rhabditida; Strongylidae
Source: the annotation of a GenBank genome assembly
UUAGGGUGUUUGGGUUCUACCGCUAGGUCUAUUUUCCAUCUCUAUCGGUUUUUGGGAAUCGUGGAUUGGAAAGAGACAUGCAGGCACUGUCUUUCAUGAGUUGUAUCAGGUAAAAUACGGUCUACGAAGGCUAAACGUUUCCACCCGACUUAUGAUAGCUGUUGCUCGGAUUUUCAUAGUCAUAACAAUUAUGUCUUACGCUGCGCGAGGACAUGUGAAAACAAAUUUAUUCUACAAUGUCCUUACAUCUUACCGUUUUAAAUAUAAACAAACGCAACUUCUGCUCUGUGCAUUUGCGAUCAUCCUCUUGAAUCUGAUGUUGCGCGGAUGCGCUCGAUUUCUGGCUGCAAUUGGUAUGAAAGCCUUCUCCGUGCUUCAUCCAGUUACUAUCGUACCAGCGGUUGGUUAUGCUAUUGUUGCAUUUAUCUGCAACAACAGAAUAUGUGGUAUAGCUGCGUUCCUUGCCAAACUUGGCUUGAGAUGGUCUUGCGAUCAAUGGGGCAGACAAACUCGUCCAUUCGACGAUUGGUACAUCUGCAUGAUUUGGCUGGCAGUAGGUGCCUACAGAGGAUAUCAGUUUGUACGACAAAGGUCAUGCGAUCCUUCUGAUGAAGUUUAUCUCAGUGUUGAUUCAAUGCCACCUGUUUCCAAUGGAUUUUGCAUAGAACAGUCGCUAGUCGUGUUCCAUAAUUCACUCAGCAAGGCGGAACCCAUACUAGAUGUUGAUGAUGAUCACAGUGAUCCAACCGAUGAGUUGCAUGUGCGCAAUGACGAGGUUGACAGAACAUUGACUCUGUAUAUGUGUGCAACAAUGUGGCACGAGACAGCUACAGAAAUGGCCCAGAUGUUAAGAAGUAUUAUAAAACUCGACGAAGAACAUGCACAUCGUCUUAGUGCCAAGAAGGUUGACCAACUAAGAUUUCGUUUGGAAGGUCACAUUUUCUUUGAUGACGCAUGGGAAGAUCAGACGGAGCUUGGAAUUACUAAACGGGUCCCUAAUGACUUCUUUCACACAUUCUUUGAUACACUUAGUAGGCUGACUGGUGAAUUUAUUGAUGAAUCUGGCUCUAUGAUGUCUCGAAUUCUCGUUAAUACCCCCUAUGGAGGCAGAUUGGUGGUAAGACUUCCGGCUGGCACCUUGUUGUUUGUCCAUCUAAAAGAUAAGAAGCUGAUUAGAAACAAAAAGAGAUGGAGUCAGGUUAUGUACAUGUACUAUCUACUUGGACAUCGUAUUAUGGACUCACCGCUAAGUUUGGAAGAUCGUCAACAAAUGGCGGACAAUACAUUUAUUCUAGCUAUUGAUGGUGAUUCGAAGUUUGAGCCAGAA